CAAGGUCAGGGUCACACUCCUAAGAAUAUUCCAUUUAAUCCCACGUCAAUGAUCUAUUAAGUGCAACUAUAAAACAAUUUUCCUGGAGCGCGUGUUGCGAUUUUUCCUAGGAUUUUCUUCAAUAGUCUUCGAAUAAAAAAUUGAUGAGUGUCGUUGAUGUCUGAAUAAGGUGGAGAGUGUCGUGACGAUAAUUACCUCACCACAGAGUUUCACGGAAUCAAUUGUUAUUCCCAUGGCAUCGUUUGGAUUACGGUUAACCGAACCCCCACACGUUUAUUCGAUACAAUGGAAAUGAAAAUUUGAGGAUUCGUUGUGGGUAUACCUAUGGGGUCCGAGGAUUUGUCACUUCAGUUCAAUCGAGACUCUCUUACAAGACAUUCAUUAUAUCUUCGAUCAGCUCGAUUAGGACGGUAUCCUCCACGGAUUAUUCGAUUUUAUCGAGCGAUAUAAACUUUGACGAAUCAUCAUUUGAAAAAAUAUAGUGAAGAUAGAUCAUGGGUGUCGAAUCGACACUAGCUACUGCCUUGGGGUCGGUUUCUGGUGGUGUUGGAUGGUUUUUCCCGGCUUUGGCAAUGGCCCUUGCCUACUUCCAGUACGAUAUUAUGGAUAACGAGUCGCAACCUAUCGACAUGCCUACGGAAUUGUUGCAUCCUGCUUAUGAUUUUAUAGUCGUGGGAGCCGGCUCUGCAGGGGCGGUGGUUGCGAGUCGUUUGUCAGAAAUCGAAAAAUGGAAUGUUUUGUUGUUGGAGGCUGGUGGUGAUGAAACGGAGAUAUCCGACGUGCCGCUGCUUGCUGGAUAUUUACAACUGACAAAACUCGAUUGGAAAUAUAAAACUGAACCACAAGGAGACUCAUGUCUAGCAAUGGAGGGAGGCAGAUGUAAUUGGCCUCGUGGCAAAGUCCUGGGUGGCAGUAGUGUCCUGAAUUACAUGCUGUACCUGCGUGGCAACCGAAAGGAUUACGACCUUUGGGAGCAGCAGGGCAACCCAGGCUGGAGUUCAAAGCACGUGCUGCACUACUUCAAGAAAUCCGAGGACAACCAAAAUCCAUAUCUCGCUAAAACAAUUUACCACUCGACAGGAGGCUACCUGACGAUCCAAGAGGCACCCUGGAGAACACCCCUGGCAACAGCAUUCGUAGAGGCAGGACAAGAAAUGGGUUACCAGAUCAGAGACAUAAACGGUGCACACCAGAGUGGUUUCAUGAUUGCCCAGGGAACAAUUAGAGGUGGUAGCAGGUGCUCGACAUCGAAAGCAUUUCUGCGGCCUGCACGACUUCGUCAGAACCUCCACGUGGCCUUGAACUCCCAAGUGACAAAAGUCCUGAUCGAUCCAGCAACGAAACGAGCCUACGGCGUAGAAAUGGUGCGUGGAGGUCAGAUGUACCGAAUCCGAGCGAAAAAGGAAGUGAUUCUCUCCGGUGGAUCCGUCAAUUCCCCCCAACUCCUGAUGCUCUCAGGAAUUGGACCCAAGGACCACCUGGAGCAGCACGGAAUUCCAGUGAUCCAUGACUCAGCAGUUGGUGAAAAUCUCCAGGAUCACGUGGGUCUUGGAGGUCUCACCUUCAUGGUGAACCAGGAGGUCUCAAUGGUUGAGCACCGAUUGCACAGUGUCUCUGCCGUAAUGAGGUACGCCCUCUUCGGAGACGGCCCCCUCACUGUCCUCGGAGGUGUCGAAGGCCUUGGAUUCGUCAACACAAAGUACGUCAACGCCUCCGACGAUUUUCCAGACAUCGAACUCCACUUCAUAUCUGGCUCCACGAAUUCCGAUGGUGGUAGACAGAUCAGGAAGGUCCACGGUCUCACCCAGGGCUUCUACAACGCCGUCUUCGGGAAUAUAAAUAAUAAAGACGCGUGGAGUGUUAUUCCCAUGCUACUCAGGCCCAAGAGCCGAGGGUUGAUCAGACUCCGGAGCAAGAACCCUUUCGAUCAUCCCCUGAUCUUUCCAAAUUACUUCAAGGAACGCGCCGACAUGGACACCCUCAUCGAGGGGGUCAAGAUCGGUGUGGCUCUCAGUAGAACUGCUGCAUUCCGAAAAUAUGGGAGUGAACUCAAUCCCCAGCCAUGGCCCGGAUGCGAGAGAAUUCCUUUGUACACUGAUUUGUAUUGGGAGUGCAUGAUCAGGCAUUAUUCAGCGACGAUUUAUCAUCCUGUUGGAACUUGCAAAAUGGGACCCUCUUGGGAUCGCGAUGCUGUUGUUGAUCCACAGCUCAAGGUUUAUGGUGUCACUGGACUUCGCGUUAUCGAUGCCUCAAUCAUGCCAACUCUCGUCAGUGGUAAUACCAAUGCACCUGCUAUUAUGAUCGGGGAGAAGGGCUCGGACAUGAUCAAGGAGUUCUGGAUGAACCGCAGGAGGAAGAAUUUUGGGCUCAAGUAAUUUUGCAUCCUUGGGGUGUAUUCAACGGCAAGACUGAACCGAUUUAUUUCUAUCGGUGUUUUAUGAUGACGUUGAUCAUUGCGGUCUGAUUGUAUUUAUGCUGUACAUUUUUCAUGAGUUUUGACAUUUUAAAAAAUAAUUUUUAUAACUUUUAUUGCGAGUUUACACUGAGAUAAAACUAUACUUCUGCCAAGUAAAUAUAUUGGAGAGGAGUAAUUGCCGAGAGUCUCUCCAUAAAAUUCUCGUUUAAUUUUCUUGUCUCAAGUUGAUUUAGCAGUAGUAAAGGUAAUUGGGGAAAGUAAUGUUUUUCUCAGUGGAUUACCGGGUGUAUAUAUGGGGGAGAUGUAAUUAAGGAACGGAUUUAAUGAAUAUUGUGGAGGAUUGUCGAGGGUGGAUCGAUAAAGGUGAUAAGUUGAUGUACAGAAUUAGUGAAAGUUUAUUUCGUUUCGUUAUAAUUUCCAGAGAGCGGAAUUCGAUUGAGAACGGAAAAUCCAGGGAAUCUAGAAUUCCAGUGAAUUCAGGGGACUCGGAUUUUUUUGGAUAAUUAAACAAAACAAAUUGUGAAAUCCCCGACUACUGAAUAUUAACAUGCUGCGUUAAUUUUUAUAUAAA
This is a messenger RNA of Fopius arisanus, 2987 nucleotides long. RefSeq names its product glucose dehydrogenase [FAD, quinone]. NCBI's taxonomy places the organism in Eukaryota, Metazoa, Arthropoda, Insecta, Hymenoptera, Braconidae. The record is from RefSeq and is a predicted model, not a curated record. The transcript is spliced from 5 exons. The coding region runs from base 495 to 2375 and encodes 626 amino acids. Gene Ontology annotation, molecular function: oxidoreductase activity, acting on CH-OH group of donors; flavin adenine dinucleotide binding.